This is a messenger RNA of Lingula anatina, 1704 nucleotides long. RefSeq lists its product as uncharacterized. The record is from RefSeq and is a predicted model, not a curated record. NCBI's taxonomy places the organism in Eukaryota, Metazoa, Brachiopoda, Lingulata, Lingulida, Lingulidae.
AUGCCACACCCAUCCAUAGAUGAGUAUCUUGAUGGAAUGCGCGAGAGUGGUAUUCAUAGAGAAGAUAUAUUUCUGACAUCCAAGCUGUGGCCAGCUCAUUACGGCUAUGAGAAGACCAAAGCUGCCUUUCACAACUCGCUUCAGAAAAUGCAGACAGAUUAUCUGGACCUGUACCUGCUCCACUGGCCUUACUGUCCACUUGCUGAGAAAGAUCCAAAACAUACACUACACGAGUCCUGGAGAGCUCUGGAAGAUCUUUACGAUGAAGGAAAGAUAAAAGCAAUUGGUGUCAGCAACUUCCUCAUUCCUCAUCUUGAAGAUUUGCUAGAAGAGUGUCGAAUCCGCCCCAUGGUGAACCAGGUGGAACAUCACCCUUACAACAACGAGAAAGAUCUAUUUCAGUUCUGUAAAGAUAACAAUAUUCAAUACGAGGGUUACUGCCCACUGGCCAAAGGUCGGAUACUUAAUGAGCCCAUAGUUGUGGAGAUAGCUCAGCAGCACAACAAAACACCUGCUCAGGUGUUAAUCAGGUGGUCAUUGCAGGAUGGAAUAGUUACAAUACCCAAAUCUACAAAAGAAUCCAGAGUACUGGAGAAUUGUCAGGUGUUUGACUUUAAUCUAGAUAGUGUUGCCAUGGCAAUCCUCGAUAAUCUUCACUGUGGUCUGAAGAUGAUUCCCCAAGUCUCCUCCUCAAGGUCAUAUCUCUGCAGACAUAUUGGGGAGGAGGACAUCGGCAACACUAGGACUGAUUUCAGACAAUGUCAUUGUGUUAUUAAGUAGACUUAUACUUUAGGAUUUAUUAUUUACUUCAGUGGAAUUAUUUCCAAAGGACCAAAUUGAAUCCACAUUGCAAUGUUAUUCCAGUGGUGCUUCCCCAUAUUUAAUGUGAUAAACAAUAUGGUUUAUAACAUGGUAUUGAUCACGGGUAAUUGACAAUCAAAACAUUGCCAUUGAUGCAGUAAAAUUGGUAAAAAAUAAACUUAACAAAUUCGCCUAUUUCCAGUUUCUUAAUAGCAACUUUAGAUUUAUUCACCAUUUAUUUGGAGAGUAUUGCAAUGAAGCUGGAGGCAAACAGUAUUGAGAUCCAUUUUAGGUAAAACUAUCAUUUUGAACGAAUUUUAUGUAUGUAUAUUUACAUAAUUUUAAAGCAAUUAAAUAUAUAUUUGAUUUCCUUUUUGAUUUCCUUUUAGUGUGAAAGCGACUGUUGGAGUUAGUUAACUCUGACAGUGGUGAAACAUCUUUAUUGAUAUACUGUAAACUAUAAGACUAUAAAAUAUUUUAAGAACUUUGUUUCAGCAGUGUUUUAUAGACAGAUGUAUAAAAGUUAAUAAUACAGUCAGGAAUCAAAAGCAAAAAAAUAUGAAUAUACAAAUGCCAACAUUCCCACAUUGUGACAACCGUUAUAAGUUGUAAAACACUUCAAUUUCUGCCAUUUAACAGCUCCAGAUCUUUCUUCAAACAGUCAAUUCUCACUUUUGAUAUAAUCAGUAAAAAGUCCUGUGGUAGGAAAUGUAACACUAUAUGAUGUAUUAUUGCUAAAAUUGUCUACUUAUAUAGAUUACUUAUAAGUAUGAUGUGAUUUCACAAUAUUGAAUAAAUGUUGACCCAAUAAAUAUACUUACAUGUAGCAAAUCAAACAUAUUAGAAUAUUUCACAGAUAGGUAGUCAUUGCAAGCCCUUGGGUUUGGCAUGAUCAAAGAAAAA